AUGUGCCCAUCUACUCUUCUUUCAGGGGCCUCUGCAGCCACCAUCAGUGAUCUCAACCGCUACAUGGACCAAGUGCUCGGAAACGAAAUGUUCCCUAUGAUACGACAGUACCAACUGGACCCUUUUCUGGUGACGCCUUACCAUACCAAACUGGGCGCGCCUGAAAAGCUAAGCGCAGAAAUGUACGCCGUCAACAUCACCGGUCUGAGACAUAUCCGGCGUCAAGGAGACUGUGUCAGGCCGAGAUCAUCGAGACCCUUUCAGACCAGCAUUAGAUGCAACGCAGUCAUCGAAGACGUUGCCGUGAGCGCCACUUCUGACCUGACCUAUAAAAGCAGCGCCAAAAUAAGCACGUACCGAGGCAUUGGAACCCGGGCCAGCUUUGCCGCCAUUCAUGUGCACAUCGAAGUAACGCACACGCUUAGUAAGCCGACAACGGUCAACACGACGUUGCUCAGCAUACCUAAACCUCGUCUCUUUUUCGACUUACCCAAGAACGCGCACCUGGACAGUGUAAUUCAGAACGGCUACGAGGAAGAACUCACUGGCCUCCUUCGGGUACCCCUCUCCGCGUUUUACCUUCCCAGCAUUGCUACCGCUUGCCGGACCGUACCCUUCCCGCAUCAGUGAGUAGUCCACGGCAGAAUGGACAUCUUUGUACUGAGAAGCCUGGUAGAGAGUUAGUAGCUACAGCUAUACAGUACAAACACCUGCGUCGUUCGAUUCGUUUGCAUUAGUCAGUUUACCUGCCUUCAUAAUGACGAAACACAUUAGUAAAAAAAAACUUGAUUAAGAAUUUGAAGAACUCUAAGCUGAAAGAAGUAUCGGCCAGGUGCGGCUUUCAUAAAAAGAAAACUAUCAAAGUAGAAAAAUGUUUCAAAACUCAACAAGUGCCAGAGGGAAUCAUAAGACAAGCAUGCAAAUAAACAAAUUACUUUCUCCUC
Molecule: messenger RNA, 944 nt
Organism: Rhipicephalus microplus (southern cattle tick)
Lineage: Eukaryota; Metazoa; Arthropoda; Arachnida; Ixodida; Ixodidae
Product: salivary anticoagulant protein P23
Source: RefSeq, a predicted model, not a curated record